Penicillium cataractarum is the source of this 351-nucleotide messenger RNA. RefSeq lists its product as uncharacterized. The coding region runs from base 1 to 351 and encodes 116 amino acids. The record is from RefSeq and is a predicted model, not a curated record. The transcript has 2 exons. Lineage: Eukaryota; Fungi; Ascomycota; Eurotiomycetes; Eurotiales; Aspergillaceae.
AUGUACGGGAUGUGGGACGGCGCGAACAUGGCCAGCGCCUCUGGGGAGCAGGACGAGCCCAGCAACGGCAACGGCAGUGGCAGCGAUAACAACCGUGCAACUCCCCAGGCUAGAACGCGCGCACUGAUGUCCAUUCUCGUCACGACGAGUGUUGCUCGGCACCAGCCUAUCAUGCCUGCGUCCCGCCUCGCUAGACAACUCCUCUACUCACCAGUCCACUGGGUCGCGUCCCUGGCCACGGAGUUCCAUCGACAAGACUCCCCGCUCAGCGCUGUGAGGGCCGCUUGGCAGGGAUACAGAUUGUUAUGGAUGAACAUUCCGGCGCGGGCAGCAAAGGAGGGAGAUUCCUGA